CUACACUGAGAAAACGAUAUCGCGUGAAUUGCAUUAUAUACUGUAUUCCUGCGCUACAUAUCUGGUUCCUGAGAUACUUAGAAUGGUUUCUAAACAAGAAAAAAGUAAAAACUGUGCCAAAAAUAAUAUCGAGGAAACAAUUUCUGCUUCCAAUCUACAAACUCCACCACAUUUUAUCGCUUCAUCUUCUGCAGAGACUGAAAAAUGCAAAAAAAAAAUUCUAGAUGCAUACGCAGUGGAGGGCAUUGCUCAAAGGGCGAUUGACGCAGCAGGAUUCGGUAAAUUCAACAUAAAAAUUGCAGCAGUUGGAGCUUUAAUUUAUUUCAAUACCGCGUUGAGCAUAAUGAGCACGGGUUUCGUACUGACGGCAGCAGCGUGUGAUUUCAAAAUGACAACUAUUUAUAAAGGAUAUAUUGUGACGGCCCCUUUAUUAGGUUCAUGCUUCGGACCACUUGUAUGGGGAUUAUUAGCUGACUUAAAAGGACGAAGAAUGUCAUUAAUAACAGCAUUAUUUAUGCAGGGAGCUAGUGAACUUUUAAUGUCAUUCAUCCCAAAUUAUUGGUGCUUCCUGUUUUUAAAAUUUCUCAGUGGCUUUGCAUCCAUUGGUGAACUUUCUCUCUUAUUUACUUAUGUGGGCGAAUUUCAAACCACUAAAUAUCGUAAACUAGUUCUAUCAUUUAUGGAUGGCCCAAUGAUUGUAGGAAUGAUCACCGUUCCAGUUCUGGCGUGGCUUAUUGUUCCACUGGAAUUUGACUUUCGAAAUGAGUACAUUCAUUUCCGCUCCUGGAAUUUAUUUGUCAUGUUGUGCUCCAUACCGGCUGUUUUAAUUGCAUUUUGGUUAAUUUUCCUUCCGGAAACCCCGAAAUUUCUUGCAGAAUCUGGUCAAAAUUUCCAGUUCCUUACCGUGCUUGGAGAUAUUUAUGUGAAAAAUAGCAACCAACCCGUUGAAACAUAUUUUGAAAAAUUAGCCAAUGGCGAAAAUAAGGAUGUUAGUGAUUUUGUACAUAGGUUUUGGAAAACACCAGUUAAUCAGAAAAAAAUAUCUAAAAAAGAAAUCACAUUACGACAAAUUUUAAAAGAUUUCAAAAAGCAAGCCCUGGAUGUGUCAAAACCUCCAUAUGUUUUAAAGACAGCCUUGGCUUCUAUUUCCACUUUUUUCAUAACUUCAUCUCACUACGCAUUAUUGCUUUGGUUCCCAGAAAUUUUCCAAAGAUUUUCUCAAUUUGAGACAAAAUUUCAAAAUGAAACGUCGAGCGUUUGUUCUGUUUCGAAAAAACUCUACUCAUUAAACGCAACCAUGGCUAACACAAAUAUUGAUCUUUUCGGGUGCGAAUCUAAAAUCGAUACAAGAGUUUAUCUUAACUCACUAUGGCAGGCAAUUGCUUGUAUCCCUUUUUCGAUUUUAUUACCAAUGUCCGUUGAUCGAUUGGGAUUUAAAUUCUUCGUAGUUGCUUCUACCUUAAUAGCCUUUGCUACUACACUUGGAUUCUUCUUCACAACAAAUUCUUUACAAAAUUUGAUCUUGUCCUGUAUUUUUGAAGUAAUGACGUCGGUUUUCAUGAGUUCAAUGUUCUGUUUCCUCGUUGUUAUUUUUCCGACGAAUGUCAGGGUAGUUGCAAGUACAGUGAUUGUGAUUUUCAGUCGUUUAGGCAGUCUUCUUGGUAACACCGUAUUUAGUUACUUAAUAGAUGAUAACUGCGUUCCACUCAUUUGUAUCGUUGCUGUGCAACUCUUCAUUGGAGCAGUGUUUGCGUUGAUUAUUCAAAUAAGAAGACCCAAGAUUUACGAGACUGUUUGAUGAUUUUCAUGAAUAUUUUACUUCUCAUCGAUCGUUACAUUUUCCCAUUAGUGGGAGAUAUAAGUAAAUACACCAAAAAAUCGUAAAUCAUUGUUUCAUUCCAUCUAUAAAUUACACAUGGAACAAUAAACAAAUUUUUUAUCAUAUCUUCUGUUGAGAUAUGCUUAAUUGAAGCUGGAUUGUUAAUCUUUUUCGUGGAUUUCAGUCGGCAUUAAUUAUCCUAUUUUAAGUAAUAAAUAUAAGAAGCACCUGGUCCAGUGUUGGAAAUGUACAAAAGUUUCCCAGGAAAAUAACACAUUCUUUUAUUUAUAGUUAAAUAGGUUAUACACAAAAUAUUUCAUCAUUAAAAUAUGUCUUUCAAUUCUUAUAU
Belonocnema kinseyi is the source of this 2168-nucleotide messenger RNA. RefSeq names its product synaptic vesicle glycoprotein 2B-like. Lineage: Eukaryota; Metazoa; Arthropoda; Insecta; Hymenoptera; Cynipidae. Bases 83 to 1798 code for a protein of 571 amino acids. The record is from RefSeq and is a predicted model, not a curated record. Gene Ontology annotation, cellular component: membrane. Gene Ontology annotation, molecular function: transmembrane transporter activity. Gene Ontology annotation, biological process: transmembrane transport. The transcript is spliced from 12 exons.